Molecule: messenger RNA, 2435 nt
Organism: Balaenoptera ricei (Rice's whale)
Lineage: Eukaryota; Metazoa; Chordata; Mammalia; Artiodactyla; Balaenopteridae
Gene: UBOX5
Product: U-box domain containing 5
Exons: 6
Coding region: 295-1908 (537 amino acids)
Biological process (GO): protein polyubiquitination
Cellular component (GO): nucleus
Molecular function (GO): ubiquitin-ubiquitin ligase activity; ubiquitin protein ligase binding
Source: RefSeq, a predicted model, not a curated record
UCCGCCUGGCUCCCCUCCUCUAACUUCUGGACUGUAGUUUAAAACGAAGCUAUUCGGCCUUGCUCAGACCUGUACCUGGAAGGUGGAAAGCCCCCUCCCAUCAGGGCAAAGAAGGGAGAAGAGAACUGCCUGUGACAGUGAAAAGAAAACCCUUGCAAACCCCAGAGCUGGCUAACUUCACGGCUUUACCUAGGACCAGCUUCGUUCUGCACUUGGAAGUCUGUCGUGUCACCACCUGUGUCAAUAUCAUAUUGCUAUUUCUGAUGCUUGGAAGCUAUCCUUUCAGCCGUAAGGAUGGUAAUAAAUCUUUGCCUCCCACAGUUCAGACCAAGAAUUUACUGCAACAAGAUAUCAGCUGAUGGUUAUGAAGUAGAAAAUCUCAUCUCUGAAGACCUCACAAAGAGAAGUCAUGGUUUUAGGACAGAGUAUUUCAUUAAGCCGCCAGUCUAUGUGACAGUUUCCUUUCCCUUCAAUGUGGAAAUCUGUAGGAUUAACAUAGACCUCACAGCUGGGGGAGGCCAGAAUGUCACUGGCCUGGAAAUGUAUACAUCUGCCUUGUCCAGCAGAGUGUCUUGGAAUACCCCCGAGUGCCAGACCCCAGGCCCAGAUGAGCCAUCCAUUCCGGACAAAGAAGCGUUCACUUUGGUGGGCAAAGUCUUGUUGAAAAACCAGAGCCAAGUGGUGUUUAGCCACAGGGGCUUCAAAGCCAGGCCACCUUUUGGCCCGAUGGAAGCCACACUCCCCUCCCCUGCUGUUGUGGCCCAGGAGCUCUGGAAUAAAGGGGCUCUUUCUCUUAGUCAUGUGGCCCAUCUCAAGAUUUGUAUCACCCAUGUGACAGGCAGUGGUAUCCCUUGUAUCAAGCGGUUGGAAGUAUGGGGUCAGCCAGCCAAAACCUGCUCUCAGGAGGUGAUAGACAGUGUUUUGCUGGUUGCCUCAGAGAGCCUCCCUCAGGACUUGUCUCUACAGGCCCCAGCCUUGCCCAUGGAAAGUGACUGUGAUCCUGGGGGCCAGUCUGAGGGCCAGCAGGCCCCCUCCAGCCUACUGGAGCUGGCUGAGGUAAUUCGGGAUGUACCUGAAGAGUUCCUGGAUCCCAUCACCCUGGAGAUCAUGCCUUACCCCAUGCUGCUGCCCUCAGGCAAGGUCAUUGACCAGAGCACGCUGGAGAAGUGUAACCGUAGUGAAGCCACAUGGGGCCGAGUGCCCAGUGACCCUUUCACAGGAGUAGCCUUUACUCCACACUCCCAGCCCCUGCCUCACCCCUCCCUGAAGGCCCGGAUCGACCAUUUCCUGCUGCAGCACUCCAUCCCUGGCUGCCACCUGCUUGGGAGAGCACAGACUGCAUUGGCAGUGACCCCUUCUUCCAUUGCUCUGCCCUCUCAGAAAAGGAAGAUGGAGCAGGGUGAACAUGCCCCAGACAGUAGCCUUGGCUUAAAUGCUUCCUGUUUUUCUACCACAAGCCUUCUGGUCUCACCCACUACCUCAGAGCACACUGCUAAGAAAAUGAAAGCUGCCAGUGAGCUCAUGGAUUGUUCAACAGGUCCAGUAUCCCAUGAGCAAAAGCUGUCACAAAGCUUAGAAAUUGCCUUGACAUCAACCCUUGGCUCCAUGCCCUCCUUCACAGCUCGGCUGACCAGGGGACAGCUCCAGCACCUCAGCACAAGAGGGAGCAGUGCUUCCUGGAGGCCAGGCUCCAGCUCGGAGCAGCCUGGGAGCAUCCUGGGCCCCGAAUGCACAUCCUGCAAAAGAGUGUUCUCUCCCUACUUCAAAAAGGAGCCCGUGUACCAGCUUCCCUGUGGCCAUCUCCUGUGCCGGCCCUGCCUGGGUGAGAAGCAACGCUCCCUGCCCAUGACAUGCAUAGCCUGCCAGCAGCCAUUCGCCAACCAGGACGUUCUGCGGGUUCACUUCUGAGUGACUGGCCUCAACCUGAGAAGACCCAUCGCUGGGAGGAGCUGAGGAGGAGCGAGUGGGGGGUCAAAGCUCCUAAGGUCUGGCCAGGCCCCAGGCACAGGGGGGCCUCUGCUUUCUCGCGGGCUUUCCCUUUGUCUCCUCCCACAGCGUAGCACAUGGGCCUGCGGAGUGAGGGGUCAGGGAAAGGGCUCUCCAUGCCCGCUCAAGUGGCAAUAGGAUAACAAAGCCAUAGUUUGAGCUGGGAGGGAUGGGGGAGAUGUCCCUGCCCUCCCGUGCCUCCCUGCCAGCACCCCCUGCCAGAGCCCAGGGCCUGCUAGAGCCAGCCCCACCCUCUGAGGCCCCCCAGGUCGUCUGCACACACCCCUCAGCCUACAAGGUGGAAGUGAAUGUGGCUUGGGAUCUCAGAGAGAGCCUCCACCUUCAGUGUCACCCAAAAGUGGAGCAUGGCAAGGAUCUGUGGAGUGAAUGACUCAGCCCCUCUGACUGGCAGACCACUCCGAGCCUUAAUAAAGCAAUGGUUGACGUCU